AUGAUCAAGUACCUCCGUUCUGCAGCUACAUACGGGCUGAUAGCUGUGCCACUGAGGGAGAUGGUGAGGGUAGGAGUGAGGGUGGCGAAGGACGAAAGCAAAAGGAUGUGGAUUGUGUUGUUGCUGCUAGGACUCCAGAUUCGGUCCUGGUUCCAUCUAGACUUGCUAGAGAACCUUGGACUGCUGAACCGCACAGCAUACAUCUCCAACCGCCGCCUUCUCAUCUCACUCGUAGACACAGCUUUCAACCAAGGCUACUCGGUGCCACCAGAGACUUAUAGUGCCAUCAAGGCUCCCAUAGGAGAGGUGGCUGUAUACCUCGUCUUGUAUGGGCGCUUCAACACUCCCUGA
Messenger RNA from Suillus paluster, 351 nucleotides. RefSeq lists its product as uncharacterized. The coding region runs from base 1 to 351 and encodes 116 amino acids. The record is from RefSeq and is a predicted model, not a curated record. Lineage: Eukaryota; Fungi; Basidiomycota; Agaricomycetes; Boletales; Suillaceae. The transcript has 3 exons.